This is a messenger RNA of Pseudomyrmex gracilis, 5267 nucleotides long. RefSeq names its product proteoglycan 4. Lineage: Eukaryota; Metazoa; Arthropoda; Insecta; Hymenoptera; Formicidae. The record is from RefSeq and is a predicted model, not a curated record. The transcript has 13 exons. Bases 287 to 4480 code for a protein of 1397 amino acids.
CAGUCAGUCAGUCAGUCGCAGUCGGCGAGUCGUAGCGCUGCGCGUUCUUCCUUCUUUUCUGUUUUUUUUUUUUAUUUUUUAAAUUUCUUCUAUCCUGUGCGAUGUUUUAAUUUAGUGACCAAGAAGAAGCUUGAUCGAAGAGGCAUUUGUUAUCGUCCCAAAGGGAAUUAUCGUAUUUCCGGAGGAACGCGACAUGUGAUCCGGUCACGCCGGAUACAAUCAUUGAGAUUCUUCGACAAGAGUGAUGAUGUAACGGGACUUUCGCUGUCGCUGCGGUGAGGCAACAAUGUCCACACAAUGCAAUCGGUUCGUGCAAAAUGCCUGGAAGAAGGAGCUCUGUUCCAACUGCUUCAAACCGAAAGAGGAACAUGUGACGGCCGACGAUGUUUUGCGACUAAACGUCGAAAAAGCCUCCACGAAUCUGAAGAUCAAUCGUCUUCAACUUCAGAGUAUCCUUCGCGGUAAGGCGAUUUGCCGAAAGGAUCAGCGGAAGAAGAACGUCGGAUUUCCGGAAUCUCUUACGGAAAUAAUUGGUUACGGCGGCGAGGACUUUUCCGAUGGCGAGGAGGACAAGGACGGAUCGACCGACUCUUCGAUGAAGCCGGAAGACUUGGUGCCUGACAGCGAGGAAGAACGCGCGUUGUUCGAUCUAACUCGCGCUAACACGAAUUUCAACACGAUCACCGCGAAUUUGACAGAACUCGAGAGCAACGGGAACACGACAGAUUCGACCAAGUCGUCGACGACGACAACAGCUAAGUCCUUCGCCUCCCUGAUGCUAGGUAAGAUACAAAAAGACGCCGAUGGUAGGAAAACGACUCUUUUAGUGUCCGUAACGCCUUUCGGCGGAGACGAAUCUGUGCCAACCGCCAAAAGACCCGUCGAUCGAAAGAUCAACGCCGUUAACUCGCAACCAAGUCCGUUCAGACUCAAAUCCGACGAGGGAUCAUCAUCGGAUCACAUCGACGUGAAGAAACUCAACGGAACGGAGAGAAAAAAGAUCAGCGAGCAAGAGCAAAAGUCUUCUUCUUCGGAAUUGGGAAAGAUCGUGGAUAUGCCAUUGAUUCCUUCCGCAAAUAUGAUCGCGGUUAUACGUAAGGAAAGCUCGACGCCCAAUUCUGUCAUUACGAGCGCGGAGAAAAAACUAGAGAUGACAACGCACAAGUACUCGCUCAAUUGCGACGGCAAUAAGAAAAACCCCGUUCCCGUUAACGGUGUUUUAACGACGAGAAAGACCGAAGUCGAAAUGUCAAGGAUACCCGCGCGGUCCGGAUCGAAUAAUAACGACGUGGGGGAAAGCGAUUGUGCAAACAGAACGGUCACGUCGAAGAACGGCGAAUGUUUCUCACAAAAUGACAAGACGGACGAAGGUAUUGAACUCACUUUGACGUCUCUGAAGAACGAGAAAACGUUCGAGAGCAACGAUCGUUCGGUGAACACUGGCGAGAAGAACGCAGCAAAACCCGUCGACAAUAGCAAGAACAUUACGUCGCCGCGACAAAUCGAAUGCACAGAGAUCAUAGAGGAGAAGAAAUUCUGUUUCGAGAUCAGUCGGGAGCUCGCUGGCGAACCGGAUGGAAAAGCGGACGAAGCGGAAAUUACCGAACCGCCGGCGUUACCGAACAGUCCACCGCCGGUUGUGACCACGGAACCGAGGCCAUCUUUUCUACACGGUAACGUUAACAACGAUCCGAAAGCGAAACCCGCUGUGCCGCAGAAGCCUGUGAUCUUGUCGGCAACCAAGACAAUAUCGAACCCCAAGACGAGUCCGGUCGUUGUCGAAAGAAUUUCUGAUUACGUGCCACCACCGCCGUCGGUUCAGAAUGUCGCCGGCAGAUCCGUUCAGAAUUCAGUCGCGAAAGAAGCAGAAUCUCGACAACAUUCGACGGAAACAAACGUCUCGAACGAGGCUCCGUUGGAAGCCGAUCAAACCUUUCCAACUCAAAACGUGGAAUCGGAAAAUCAAAGAAAAAUGUUAGCAAGAUCCAGUUUUUUACCGUUGUCCGCGUCCUUGAGCGCGACGCUGGUUCCGACGAGAGAUCGCUCAACGGAAAAUGGAGAAAUAGACGAAGACGUUUCGCCGGACGAAGAGUUUCCAGAAAUUGCUCCCGUUUCGGUAUCCACGAUGGAGCUCGUACGCUCGCCGAACAAGAGAAGAAUGGCUCCGCGACCACCGGAGGAAGAUCUACCGGUCUCGUCUUUGUUCGCUCGUAAUCCAGGAGCAUCAAAUCUGAAAUCUGACUCGCCGGUUGUGCGCGAGAAAGAAAAGAGAGAGAGAUCGUCCUCGUGCAGUCCGAAGUUUCGGAAAGCGGUCAGCGACGUGCCGGAUCCAACGAAUUCAACAAACAAGCAACCCGUCGAAUCAACUGCGAGAAGAACGAUAUCCCUGUCGCAGGACAGUCUGACGACCGAGAAAGAAGUGCGGGGAGAGAAAAAGAGAAGCAGAAAUCGAAAGGGUUUCUCUUUGAAGAGAUUUCUAAGAAUGGGUUCGAGAAAGGACAUGGACAUGAUGACCGGUCAGACGUCGGGUGCGAAGACUGACGAAAUACCAUCGACGCCUCAACCGAAACCACGACUGGAGAUCAUUCAUCCGCUGGAAUUGGACGGUGCCGCGGUUGAGGUGGUGGGAAGCGAUCGGAUUACCGCAAAAGUCGGCGAUGACCAGACGGAUUCCGGUGCCAAGAAUGACGGAUCGAAAAUGACACGAUUUCCUUCAUCAUCCACGACGAGGCCUGGAAAACCACCUCCGCCGCCGAGAAACCAGUCCCUGGAAGAUUGGUCCAAGACGGAUUCGGCGAAUAAACCGGUCAGACCGCCGCCGCCGCGCGCCGAGCUCAACAAGCUGAACGUCGCUUCCUCCAGAAGCGACAAAAUGUCGUCGAAAACCACCUGGAGACCGACGACCGCGACGACCUCGGACUCGAUUUAUGCGAAUCUGGCAGCGGAGGAUGUUACAGGUGAGGUGCGCAGCGCUCUAGCACCUUCGAAACCCCAACGUACCGCUAGUAUGAGAGACCGAGCUGUUUUUCAACCUGUACCGAAACGGACGCAUUCGGCAACGUCAGAAAAUCAGUAUCAAGAUUACGACGCAACCGUACGACGAACUUCCGACUCGCCGACAUCCAAUGACAGUCACGUGUACGAGUGUCUCUCAAGUUCGCCCGAAUGCGAUUCCAAUAUCGAGUUGCGACACGGAGGCGGAGGUAGAUUUCGCACCGCUUGCAAAAGGAAGUCCGACAGUAGCGCAAUGGGCGGAGACGGAGGAGAGAAACAUCAUCAUCAUCAUCAUCAUCAUCAUCAGCAUUCGUUCGUGAGAUCGAUCUCGUUGCCGUACUGCGGCAGCGAGACCGAGAGCGAACUUUACGCGUCUUACAGUUUUUACACCGGCGACGAGGGUGCCGAGGAGGAUCAAGAUUGGAAAAAUCGCGACGACGAGCCGAAAAUGGGCCGCUUGAGGCAACGAAGAGGACGCACGGUUGUUCAUCGUAGUCUCGAGGAUAAUUACGGAGCGGUGGUUGUGGCGAAUCACGAGGCGCUCGCCCAAUUUGUCGAGCAGACCAUCCAGUUGCCGUCAGGUUUGCGCGGUCUCAAGAACACGAAUCCGCAGUUGAAGCACUUCAACAUCGAUGCUUCAGCGUCGAUUUCCGUAGGCAGAAGAUUGUUUUGUCCAGCGACGUGGAACGAUCAAAACGUCACUCUGUGCAUAGCGUUCGACAUAGCCGUGCCGAUGCCGCAGAGAGAUUUUUAUCUGACACCUGUGAUAGAGUUCGUGGACACGGUGCCAAAGAAGAUAAUCGAAAAGGUUCGACCGUCGAGGAACGAAAACGCCGAAGCGACAAUUUCGGUUCUCACGUGUUCGCACGUGACUACGAUACAAUUGUUCGGAGAUAUGUUGAAAAAUAUAAACAACGAGAGCGCAAAUAAGGAAGCGUCAUUCGUGCUUCUUCAAUUGGUCAACGCACUGAAGAGUCUUCAAGCGCGCGGAAUCGAAUACGCCAGCAAAUCUUUAAAUGACGUUGUCCUGUGCAGAGAAGACGUUUAUUAUCGGUUGUACCUUCUGCAAGGAAGAUUAAACAUAGACCCGAGUGAUGAACCCAGUGAGGAACGGGUGUCCCUUUGCGAGUGCGCUCUAUUAGCACUGCAGCAAAUGCACCUCGCGAAUGAAUUCCCUCUUAUACGAGAUCUACUGAUACGCGAAAAGGCGGUUACACUCUCGCAGGUGAAAUCUGUGUUGGAAUUUGUUCUGUGGGGUCCGGCGGACGUGCCUCUCGGCGGUCCACGGGAGAGAGAAGUGGCGCUUCAAAGAUGGCUUGAUUUGGAAAGAGCAAACGUACUUCACGCUCUUGUCAAAACAAAGGUAGCUUUGACCGUAAUAGACGAAUAUCAGUUGUUGUUCUUGGUACGGACCACUGGAAAAAUUAUGAGCGAAGCGUCGAUGCUUCUGGACGAACACCGCAAUCGCUCGGCUCAUAAAUACUGAUGUACGCGUGUGAUCAUCAUUACAUAAUUAAUAAAUAACAUGUUGCAUUCCGGGGAAAAAAGUCCUUCAUACGCAUUCAAAUUCUAUGUGAUUGUGUUAUAUAAUUAAAUAUAAUCAUAUAUGAGACUGAGAGACGAUCUUAUAUAUAUAUAUAUAUAUAUGUAUACGAUGAUAUUUAAUCACACUAAUGUAAUAUUUGUUCACAUAUGUACGAAGAAGGAAUUUUUUUCCCCAAAAAGCACACAAGUACCGGAAUUAAGAGAAAUUUAACAUUUAUUGACAGUCACUCGCAAAUUAACUUUUGACAAACAUAUAGCGAAGCUCUUUUCUGUAUCUAUUAUAUCGACAUUUUUUUUUUUAAAUAAGCGUUGUUUCAAAAGAGAGAGUCGAACAAAUGUAUUUAUAAUCUAUACGUGCUAACACGAAAUUAAACGUAAUAUGUUUUACCGGUGAGAUAACUGUAAAUAUAUAUAUGUUUUAUACUCGCGCAGAAUAUCUCGGUAUAAAGUGCACAUCUUUAUGAAUAAUUUUUUCACACCCGUUCAAACUUUUGGGAUUUCUCUUCGACGUAGAAACGUGCCAAUUGCUCAAUCGAAGUGUGUGAUUUUACGUGUACGUAUAUAUGCUCGAUGUUCUAAAGAUACGUCUCUAUUUUCUUAGAACGUAUGUCUUUAGAGAAUAUUAUUUGUAUUUUACAUCGUUAUCUCUAUCUCAAGCAAAAUGUAACACUUAUUUUUAUAAAUAUUUAUAAACAUUCUACACUGUAUAGAAAUAAACAAACACACAU